Molecule: messenger RNA, 1130 nt
Organism: Daucus carota subsp. sativus
Lineage: Eukaryota; Viridiplantae; Streptophyta; Magnoliopsida; Apiales; Apiaceae
Exons: 5
Coding region: 155-691 (178 amino acids)
Source: RefSeq, a predicted model, not a curated record
GACUUCAUUCACACCUCUGUGCCAACUUAAAUUCGAGGCUCAGUAUUACCGAACAAAUAUUAAUCAGACUAUCGAACAACGAUUAAUCGACGAUUUUUAAAAGACUGCAUAGAUUUCUUGCAUUGGUAUUGAUUUUGUUACGUGAACUUUUUUGAUGGAGCGUUCUGAUAAGUUAGUGCCGGAAAAUUAUUACUCAGUUCUUGGCCUUUGUUCUGACUCGUCUGCGCAAGAUAUUCGACGUGCCUAUCGCAAGUUAGCAAUGCAAUGGCAUCCAGAUAAGUGGAGUAAAUCACCGGAACUGUGCGGCGUGGCGAAGCGUAAAUUUCAGCAAAUUCAAGAGGCCUAUUCAGUGUUAUCGGAUUCGAAGAAAAGGAAGAUGUAUGAUGCAGGAUUGUAUGAUCCUGAUGAUGAAGUGGAUGAGGGAUUUGCGGAUUUUGUGGAGGAGAUGGCAUCUCUUAUCCAUAAGACUAGAAGAGAGGAAAGACAAUACAGCAUGGAGGAACUACAGAGUAUGUUUUGGGACAUGGCCCAAAGUUUUGAGAUUCCAGACUUGUCUACAUCUUCGCAGGAAGAGGCGUCUUGGUUCAAUAAUCCACAGAAGCAGACAUUUGGUUACGAAUCUUCUCAGUGGUUUUGUUGGCAGUCCCCUAUGGAUGAUACAAGGACCGCAAAAAGGCCUCGAGCAACAUAAAUUUUGUUUUAACACAUACAAAAAGUUGAACCUUAAGGCAUGAUGCACAUCAGCACAUGCUUGAAAAAAGCCAUAAUACUGAUCACAGCUGCAAUUUUAUUGUGCCACCUAUCUCUGUAAAUAGCUGGUAUGCUUUCAUUUCCCCCGUCAGUAACACGGAACAAAGAAAUCACACGAAGUGUGUGUUGGAAGCAUCAGCAAGAAGGGAAACCCAGGGGAAGUAGUAAAGAGUUAGCUUCAGAAAGUUAAAUCAAUGUGGUGGACUUGGCUCUUCUUUGUGUGACGGCAUUAGAUGCAAUGGCGAGUUGUUUAAGUCGUCUUCUUCAACGCCGAAGUGAAAAAACUGUUUCUGUUUCCCUUCCAAUGUUCUUGUUUUUUAAGUUUCUCUCUGUACUUGUUAAACUGAAGUUUUGAAGUAUGGAUUGCCUGUUGAUUUUAA